Molecule: messenger RNA, 558 nt
Organism: Aplosporella prunicola CBS 121167
Lineage: Eukaryota; Fungi; Ascomycota; Dothideomycetes; Botryosphaeriales; Aplosporellaceae
Exons: 1
Coding region: 1-558 (185 amino acids)
Molecular function (GO): acyltransferase activity, transferring groups other than amino-acyl groups
Source: RefSeq, a predicted model, not a curated record
AUGAUCCAGCCACUACCUGCAACCAAUGGGCUACGCAAGCCACCGUAUAUCCGCGAAUCUACUCUGGAUGACGCUACCCACAUUGCGGAGCUCGGCACUUAUGUCUUCACUGUCACUUAUAGCCAUUCCAUGCCUUCAUACGAGCUCCAAGCGUACCUGAACAAGGCAUACUCUACCAGAGCAAUCACCAAAGACAUUGAGGAUCCCGCGAAAGAUGUAAUAGUCGCAGUCGACCCAGGCGAUGAGAUCCUGGGAUUCGGCAUUCUUACUCGCGGCACCAGCGACCCCUGCAUUGAUGACCUUGAGAGCAAAGUCGAGCUGCAGCGCUUAUAUGUCCACCCUGAUGCGCACGGAAACGGCAUCGGAAAUCUGCUCGGAAAGAGAAUGGAAGAGAUAGCGAGAGAGCAGGGUUUCAAGAACGUCUGGCUAGGCGUUUGGGAAGAAAACUUAAUUGCCCAAAAGGCGUACCAGAAAUGGGGAUACAAGCGGGUCGGCUACCGCGACUUUGUUAUAGGAGAUAUUACUCAGAUAGGCUUCAUUAUGACGAAGAGCUUGUAA